AAUACAGUUGAGUGUUCACAAUGAACUGGGCGAGGCAGUCGACUCAACACACUGCUGGAUAAGCCAUCAGUCCCACUGACAGCUGGAUCUUAACAGCACAGGAGUUUCUUCCGAUGGAGGCUUCAAAGAAGAACAUGUCAGACCUGGAGAGUGGCAUGGUCACUAUCAUCAACGUUUUCCACAAAUACUCAGGUCACAAGUGCAAGCUGAAGAAAGCAGAGCUUAAAGAUCUUAUCAACAAUGAGAUGAGUCAUUUCAUAAUGAAAAUCCAAGAGAAUGAGACUCUGGAUGAGCUCUUUGCGGACCUUGACCAGAAUGGAGACCUGGAGAUUGACUUCAAAGAAUUCAUCGCCCUCGUCGCCAUGGUUACCUCAGCAUGCCAUGAACUCUUCAACCCAUAAUGUGAACAAUUAUAAGUUAGCAUGCAUACUCAUUACUCAAUAAAGAUUUGAGGAUCACAGUA
Molecule: messenger RNA, 463 nt
Organism: Epinephelus moara (kelp grouper)
Lineage: Eukaryota; Metazoa; Chordata; Actinopteri; Perciformes; Serranidae
Product: protein S100-B-like
Exons: 3
Coding region: 114-401 (95 amino acids)
Biological process (GO): positive regulation of canonical NF-kappaB signal transduction; positive regulation of cell population proliferation
Cellular component (GO): cytoplasm; nucleus
Molecular function (GO): transition metal ion binding; S100 protein binding; calcium ion binding
Source: RefSeq, a predicted model, not a curated record